AUGCGCUCAUUCAAGCACGAUAGUCCCGGGGCCCGGCGAAAGACGCCACAUCAUCUUCCGUCCGCUACCAAUACGCCGCAAUGGUCGAGUCAACCCCAUAAGCCUGGUCCAGAUGCACAUCGACGUGACGCGACGUCUCUGUUUGUCGAAGACCGCAAAGGAGACCGCCAAAAUCUAGCUUAUGGGUCAUUAGAUCGCUAUGCUGUUCCGCGAUACCGAGCCUGUGGAGGUGGUGCUGUCCUGGGUCUCGGUCCAAAGUAUCGCAUUACUCGGCGGACGGAAACGCGGUAUGAAGUGGAAAACGUGGAGCUUGAUUCAACGCGAAGGACACGGAGGCAGUCUCUUCUCUCAAAUAUGGUCAACGACGAUUCAGCGACUGUCAGACCUAUUCCAGCCGCGAACAAUCUGGAUGAUCUACAAAAGGGCUUCCUGAGAUUCGAGCACGGACACUCAAGGAAAAGGAAGAGGACUGGCACGCGGCUUGACGAAGGUCUCUCAGAGUCAGAGGGAGAAUCCUCCACGAGCUUGGAUCCUGAAAACACUUCAGAAACAGAAGAUCCUUUCGAAACGUUCAAAAAAGACCCUGUCCAUCAACGGCACAUGGAGCUCUCGAGAGCCACCGUAGAAACCCCGCAGGAUUUCAGAGUCUGGCUCGCUUUCAUUGACUAUCAGCAGACAUCUUUUGGCUAUGAACACGGCUCUCGAGGUCUCGGCAUGACAUCAGGUCGAAGCCUCAUCGACCUGAGAUUGUCCCUCUACGAGCAAGCGCUAUCCCACGUAAAAGAUCCUGAAGGCCGCCAGACCCUCAUCCUGGGUAUGAUGCAAGAAGGGAGCAAGAUCUGGGACGCGGAAAAACAGGCUUCUCAGUGGCGAACUUUCCUCAACAAGGACUCCUCCUUUGAUCUUUGGAUUCUAUACCUGAAUUUCAUGCAGAGCAACCAAGUCAGGUUUACAUUCGAAACCUGUCUGGGGAUAUACAAGACAUGUCUCAAGAAUUUCCAGGAUGUGGAGGUAGAACGCAGAAGAGAUUCACACUGUAUCUACCUUCUUCUGCGCUGUACCCUGUACCUAUGGCAGUCCGGCUUCACCGAACAGGCCGUCGGAAUCUGGCAAGCUCUUUUCGAGUACAAUCUAUUUCGUCCCCAGAAUUCAACGUCGGAGGAACCCCUUGAAUCUUUUCACCAGUUCUGGGCGAGUGAGGUCGCACGAAUUGGCGAAGAAGGGGCUACUGGCUGGAGCUCCAUGACGAGUGCAGAACUUGAUGCAAAGUCCGACAAACAGAACCCUCAUACGCCUACACUCGAUUUUGCCGCCUGGGGAGCAGCUGAAAAUGAUCUGGGCCGUUGUGCAGGAUUGCCAGCCCGUUCUUUGGAUGACGUGAGUGAAGCAGAUCCGUAUCGAGUUCUUCUCUUUGCAGACAUCAAGGACUUUCUGUUCACGCCCGGUACCCAAGAAGGCUUGAGGAUGCUUCAAGACGCCUUUUUGCUCUUUGCCGGUCUUCCUGCGCUCUCUACACUUCCAGAGACUCGCAAUUGGAAGGGAGAUCCAUUUGUUUACGACCACUCUUACUCUGUACCGGACUGGCGAAUGUCUAUCGAGCGGCAUGGGGAUCAAUUCCAUAUGCGAGAAUCUUUCUCUGGAGGCAACUCCUCGUCCCCUCUUGGUGACUUGUCACGCCCACGAACACUAGCAGAAUUGCAUCUUGACUUUGUACGCCGGUUUCUUCUGCAAGCGUCCACAAGUCCGCGUCGUGGAGGGUGUGACGAGUCACUUGCUGGCUACGCCAUUGCUAUGGAAGCUUGUCUGGACCUGAAAUCUGCCAAAAAGCAGGCCAAAGUGUUCCUCAAGCAAAAUCCUGAUAGUCUCCCUCUUUACAACACAUAUGCCGUUCUCGAGUAUCGACUAGGCAACUUCGAAGCUGCGGAGCGGGUGUGGUCCACCGCAACAUCCAUGCGUGCCUCUCUUGGACCAGACGCUGAGAACGCAGUCUCUCCCCUCUGGCGUGCUUGGGUAUACUCGUACAUGACUCGCAACAGGUAUCAUGAGGCAGAGGUAUUGUUGGGUAUGUUGACGGACAGGCAAGUUGACGUAAGCAAGUUACAAACCGUUGUACCGGGCGACCAUGCACAGUCAAUUGCCAUACGGAUCAAGACUGAACAAUACCUCCAAAAUCAAUUCGAAUCACUCCUCUCCAAGCUUGAUACCCGGCUGCUCCCAGACCUGGUCGAUGUCUUGGCCCUUCAACGGUACCUCACUCGAGGGUUGAGUCCAGAGGCUGCCUUGGAAAUAUAUGAGCACUGCUUGGAAGCGAUUGUGGGAAGAGGGGCCUGGGAUACUGCUGGGGUAGAAGCAAUUCAUGAGAACCGGGCCCGUCUCCUCCACUCUCAUGCAACAACGUUUGGCAAGCCUUAUAAGCCCAAAGAGUUCUGCCUGGUAUUGACUGAGUCGGUUCGAGCGUUCCCUGACAAUAGUUUUCUUCUAAUGUUGCAACACCACUAUGCCCAAAAGUCCGGGCUUUUCGACAGGUUGCGCCAGGCCGACUCUCGCGCUCAAGCCACGCAGCGAAAUCACCGGGUAACUGACAGUGUCAUACCCUGCAUCUUCGGUCUCUCAACGGAGCUGGGCAGACCUUCUUAUGCGGGAAGUACGAACCACAGCAUCCGCUCUGCUUUCAGAAGAGCCACUGACCAGUCGGAGGUGGGUUAUCAUUGUGUGUUCGUCUGGAAGGCAUACAUGAUGUGGGAACUUUCUGUUGUUUCGGGCGAAAAGAGCGACAUCGGACAAAGAAUGACAGCCGCCGAAGCCAAGAAGCGUCACGGUCUCCAGAUGGUGACAGAUGUGUUCUAUUCUUCGUUGCGGGCAUGUCCUUGGUCCAAAGAGCUGUACAUGCUGGCAUUUACUCAGCAGACUCUUAGGAACAGCCUGGGCCAUCAGGGCCUCAAGCAGGUCUACGAAAGCAUGCAAGAUCGGGGCCUGAGGCUCCACGUGGAUUUAUCAGAGCAAUUCUAA
Molecule: messenger RNA, 3009 nt
Organism: Capronia coronata CBS 617.96
Lineage: Eukaryota; Fungi; Ascomycota; Eurotiomycetes; Chaetothyriales; Herpotrichiellaceae
Exons: 1
Coding region: 1-3009 (1002 amino acids)
Biological process (GO): regulatory ncRNA-mediated post-transcriptional gene silencing; negative regulation of RNA catabolic process
Cellular component (GO): catalytic step 2 spliceosome
Molecular function (GO): protein binding
Source: RefSeq, a predicted model, not a curated record